AUGGCUCCGCAAUCGUGGGCUCGCUCCACCGCACCAUUGCUCGCCAUUCGCAGCACCGACCCCGACACCACCUUCCAAGGCCACGACUCGACCGACAUUGCCAAUGCGCUAGCAGCGCAUGCCCAUAACAUGGCCGAGAUCGCCAAGGAGUCGGCUGCGUCCUCGGACGUAGGCGCCGCUUCGUUCCAGGGCCACGACUCUGCCGACGUCGCAAACGCCAUCCAGAACUACGUCGUCAACCACCAGGACGAACCAUGGCCACAGAAGUUCACGCAGCCCGGCCAGAGCGCCGCAGGUGUCCAGCAGACGGCGGUGGACCUGGCUGCAGGCGUACAUGCUGUCACUGCCAGCUCGGAUAGUGCCGUCUUUUCUCUGUCCGGUCACGUCCACGAUCAAUACUGGAUGAGCAUCCUGCUCUGCAUCGUCUGGAUCGUUCUCGGUCUCUUCAUGCUCUUCUUCGGCUGGGCAUCGUUCUUCUGGGGAUGCAACGUCGGCACGAAACGAAGCAGGAUCGACGACAAGGCUACAAAGUCCCGCCGCUCAUCGUUCCUCUUCGCAGGCACGCCGCUGGCAGGCGGUAUUGGCGGCGUCGUCGUCGGCUUCCUCUUCUUCUCCUUCCUCACCACCGUCAUCACCUCGACCAUCUGCAUCACCCAGGCCAAGUCGGUGUCUUCAACCUCCUUCUUCGUCAUCUGGCUCAUUCCAGGUCUACUGGGCGCAGCUCUGGCUGGGCACUGGUCGCUGCUAUCGCGCGCUUUCACGGGUCUGCUGGCAGGCGCCUGCUUCACGCUCAUCGUCACGGCAAUGUUCGGCAUCCACACGCUGAUCAUCCGCGCCAUCUUCAUUUCGGUCUGCACCAGCCUCAUCACCGCACCACUCCUUCUACCCAGGCGCAGCGCUAUCCACUUCCAUCUGCUCAACAUCUGCGCCUCCCUCAUCGGUGUUGUGACGUUCCUCGAUGGAGUGGCGCUCUUUGCUCCGCCUCGCGCCAGCUCCGAUUCGUGGAUCGACCUGUGGGUGCUACUGUUUGCCCUCGACGGCUCGGCUUCCGAGGCGAGCGCAUCAAAGAAGUGGGGCACCUCGGCCUUCAAGGGCUUCAUCGCUGCUGCCGUCCUCGGUGCUGUCGUCGGGUUUCUCUUCGAGUUCGUCUUCCACAAACACGCGUCCGAAGACCCUGAUAUGGAGUGGAACAACUACCUCGGAUCCUUCACACAGCGUCUCGAAUCUCGCCAGCCCGCGGACGCAGAAGACCGCGCGGGCUCUUUCGAGCCUGCUCCGGGUGUCUGGCAGAAGCUCUCGCGUGCCUUUGCUCCCUCAGGUCAGCCUGCGGCUUACGGCAACAUCUCGGCCGCUGGCGAUCUCGAGAAGAGCCCCCUCACCAACCUCCCGGGCGCGGCAUCAAGGAGACAGGCUCGUCGUGCUCGCUCGUCCAAAACCCGUGGCGGCCCAGCCAAGUUCGAGGCGCUGGACAAGCGUCACGGCGACUUUGACUUUGACUCGGAUUCGGACGCCACGGAAUACGACAGCGACUCGAGCCUGCGCAAGCUCAAUCCGCGCAGCAAGGCCGUCUCGGCCAAGAGCAUGAUCAGCAGAGCCGAUGCAGAUGAGCUUGCCGACGAGCUGAGGCCGUUGAGUGCUAGCAACGACUCCAAGACCGAUGCCUUGCGUCUUCCAAGGCCUCCCAGCUAUCGCACCAACAGCAGCGCAAGCGGAUCCGGAUCAACUGGCAGCGGCCUCAGUGGCACCACCGUCAACUCCAGCCGCGAUCCCUCGGGCGUCUCCAGCCCAGCCGCGCUGUCCUCCCCGACGCGACCAUCGUUCUCGCGACAUACCACACAGUCCCCUCCGCCGCCCUUCCCCACGGCCGAAACUCAGCUGUCUGGCUCCUUGAACCCCUCGGUCCCCGCAACGCCCUCGCUUGUCAAUGCCAUUACUCGCAUCCAAGCUGCCCAGGCGCAGGCUCGCGCCUGGUACGAGACACAGCAAGAACAGACCUCGUCCGGACUCAAAUCGUCUCUCUCGGACCAAAAGAUCGCACCGAGCGCAUCAAAGUCGGCAGUAGAGACGACGUCCAAGGAUACUCAAGAUGCAACAGCACGCGCUGCAUCGCCCACGGUCAAGCCAGAGAACGCCGACUUCCAGAGCUGGUGGGGCAAGGAGGUGAAAGGUCACAAGAAACCUUCCUCGUAA
Moesziomyces antarcticus is the source of this 2190-nucleotide messenger RNA. RefSeq lists its product as uncharacterized. NCBI's taxonomy places the organism in Eukaryota, Fungi, Basidiomycota, Ustilaginomycetes, Ustilaginales, Ustilaginaceae. The transcript has a single exon. The coding region runs from base 1 to 2190 and encodes 729 amino acids. The record is from RefSeq and is a predicted model, not a curated record.